Molecule: messenger RNA, 1410 nt
Organism: Acaromyces ingoldii
Lineage: Eukaryota; Fungi; Basidiomycota; Exobasidiomycetes; Exobasidiales; Cryptobasidiaceae
Exons: 1
Coding region: 22-1410 (462 amino acids)
Source: RefSeq, a predicted model, not a curated record
UUGCAGACCGAGCGCACAAACAUGUUGGCUCGUACAGUCGGCUCGCAGCUGAGGACUGCUGGACGAGCGUUGAGGCCUGAAUUGGCGUUGCAGAGCCGGAUAGCUGCCGCAAGGACUCCCGUAGCGGCACCUUCACGCGGCUUUGGCUGGUCACCAUGCGCUCAUGCCAAGAAGCGAGACUCAAGAGCAGCAUCGAAGGAGGAAGACGACGAUGCCUUCAUCGAUGUUGAGGCUGAAGACGAAGGCGACCUUUUCUCGGUGUCCGACUCUGUCUCCACGUCUGGACCCGUCGAAUCGACAUUGCCGACGCGAGAGACAUUCAGGCAGAGCUACAACGAGCUGGCGCCGCAAGUCGAGGCUAAGCUCAUCGCCAUGGCAGAGGGAAGCACGAACGAGCCACCGCGGCUAUCUGCGUUCCGAAACCUUUCCGGCGCCGCGAGCAGCAUCGAUGAGCUUCGGAACUGUCUCUCGAUUGCUGCGCGAUGGAACGACUUGGGCGAAAGGAGGCGGCUUGGCAUUCACAAGCUGAAUGUCGUCGAUGGCAGGGUCUUUGCCCGGCAGGCUUUGAAGCAGGGCCUACCCGAAUUGGCCCUCUAUGCCGCCCUUCAUCGUGCCAAGACGGGGCUGGACUACGACUUGGCUUUGUUGCGCAUGAUUCAAACGGGCCUCGUCACAAAGCUCGUCCGGACAUCACAGUUGCCGCAAGAAGAGGCUAAAGUGGUGUUCCUGGAGAGCGAACAAAUCGAGGGAACCGUCGAGACGCGCGAGCCAUGGAUGGGAGCGCAAAGUGCGGCUUCAGGCGAGGGCGAGAGCGAGGGAGAAGCGGGAGAGAACCAGAGAGAGGCAACGACAACAGGCGAGGAUGUGGAUGCGCAACGAGGGCUGCUCUCGCUCAUCGACCGAACGCUGGUCCUCACCAGCGCCACGUCCGCCUUUUCAAGGAAAGGACUUGUCGAUAUCUACUGCCUCAUGCUUUCCAUCGACGCCCACCUUCAACCUGUGCAGCCUCAGGAGCCAACCGCUUUUAACACCGAGCAAGUGCGGCCACGCUUGGAGCGCGCCAUCGACGUUCUCCUGAGCACAAUGUCGCAAACAGACCCCACGACUCUACAACGACUUAAUUCGCUCACUGACACCCAGCGUCUGUCUCUUGGCGAGGCGCUCCAGUCUCUUUCCACCUACACAUCUCAAGAUGCGGACGUACUCAGCGUCCUGAAGCAGAUCAAGGCUGCCAACGAUGAGGCAUCGGCGGCGUCCGCGGCGGCCAAAGUGGCAAAGGCAGAAGCAGAAGCAGCAGCAGCCGCAGCAGCCGCAGAGGCAGAGGAAAAAGCACGAAAGGCGGCGAGCGCCUUGUCACAGUCGCAAAGCGAGAGGGAAUGGCUGGGGAAAAAGGAUGAAUUUCGUGUAUAA